AUGUUCAGGUCGCUUGUGAUAAUUGCAUGGUCCAAACGAGCUGGAAAGUAUGAUUACAGUGUUGCAACGGCAAAUUUUAUGAUGGAGACGCUAAAGUGUGUGUUCUCAUUGGUUGCUGUCACUCUAAUAUGGGAAAGAGAAGGCAUCACAGAGGAUAACAAACUUAUUACCAGUUGGGAAGAGAUCAAAGUCUAUCCUGUACCGGCGGGAUUAUAUCUUGUGAAAAAUUUACUACAGCUGAUUAUUAAAAAGCGACCUUCAAGAAAUAUCAACGCUCAGAAUUUCUGGCUGUAUAUAUUUGGAAUGAUUUUCAGCGCUGGAGCUAUGUUCGCACAGGAUGACGAGGAGAUCAGGAACAAGGGAUUUUUCCAUGGAUUUUCACUCAUCACUGUAUGCAUGAUUAUCAACCAUGCUCUUGGUGGGAUUGCGGUAUCUAUGGUAAUGAAAUACGCGGAUAACAUUGUGAAGGUUUAUUCCACCUCAGUUGCAAUGCUCCUUACAGCAAUUAUAUCAAUAUUUCUCUUUGGAUUUCACUUAACUCUUCCCUUUGUCCUUGGUUCUAUGGUUCUGUCUGUAUCGGUUUAUUUGCAUUCGAAGGGUGCUUGA
This is a messenger RNA of Cryptomeria japonica (Japanese cedar), 606 nucleotides long. Its product is annotated as CMP-sialic acid transporter 4-like. The coding region runs from base 1 to 606 and encodes 201 amino acids. Gene Ontology annotation, molecular function: pyrimidine nucleotide-sugar transmembrane transporter activity. The record is from RefSeq and is a predicted model, not a curated record. NCBI's taxonomy places the organism in Eukaryota, Viridiplantae, Streptophyta, Pinopsida, Cupressales, Cupressaceae. The transcript is spliced from 8 exons. Gene Ontology annotation, biological process: pyrimidine nucleotide-sugar transmembrane transport. Gene Ontology annotation, cellular component: Golgi membrane.